GAACUUAGUGUCUGCGUGUCACCAAGAACCUCUAUCUCCACCUCCUCACGUGGGUCUGCAGCUCCCUUCCCCCGAGAGUCCAGCACCACCCCCCAGUACCCUAGUCCCUUGCCCUCCCUUGCCCAGUAUACAGCAUCCCUUGGACAGACUCCGUUGCGGUAGCUGUUGGUGUAGCCAGCCCCUGCAGCCGUCCUGUACACAGCAGCCACCUCCUCAGGGCCAGCGAGAUGCAGUUUGAGAUGCACGACAACGUGAAAGGCAAAGCCAUGUCUUACCCAGUGACCAGUCAGCCUCAGUGUGCCAGUACCUGCUACCAGACGCAGCUCAGCGAUUGGCACACAGGCCUCACCGACUGCUGUAACGACAUGCCCGUCUGUCUGUGCGGCACUUUUGCUCCACUGUGCCUCGCCUGCCGCAUCUCUGACGACUUCGGGGAGUGCUGCUGUGCGCCCUACCUGCCCGGAGGCCUGCACUCGCUGCGCACAGGCAUGCGGGAGCGCUACCACAUCCAGGGCUCCGUCGGGCACGACUGGGCUACCCUCACCUUUUGCCUGCCCUGCGCCCUCUGUCAGAUGGCACGGGAACUGAAGAUCCGCGAGUAAGGUCGUGUAGUCCUCUCCUGAGUCCUUGGUCACGCCUGGCCUCCUGGGGGAAGCCUGUCCCACUGCCCCUGUGCCACCUCCAAAAAAAUACACCCACAAUAAAAACCGGAAAACCAACCCC
Molecule: messenger RNA, 723 nt
Organism: Onychomys torridus (southern grasshopper mouse)
Lineage: Eukaryota; Metazoa; Chordata; Mammalia; Rodentia; Cricetidae
Gene: Cnfn
Product: cornifelin
Exons: 5
Coding region: 228-602 (124 amino acids)
Cellular component (GO): cornified envelope
Source: RefSeq, a predicted model, not a curated record